AUGCGCCUUUAUGAGGCACGCCGAAACGAUCCAGCUUCUAAUGGCAAAAAACUACCCUCAAUCCAUGGAAACACAACAAUACCAAAGCUCGAAAUGAACGCAAUCACACUGGCAGCACCUCUCGCGAAUGCUAUCAUAACCCAACUGAAGGGGUGUGCUACAUAUAAGAGAAAUUUAUAUCCUAUCGGAUUCCGAAAUUGCCUUGUGCUGGUUGAAAAGCUCUCCCAAACGAGAAUUGAUGGAAAUAAGAAGGAUUGUGGAACACCUAGCCAAAGAACAUUGCCUUAUGCAAUUUGGACACGUAGGAUAACCCCGCUGACUGCGGAACAAGCUUUGACGAAAAGCGAAUUCAGUCACCACCACUGGUGGACAGGACCAGAGUGGCUCCAACACGAAGUAACCCAUUGGCCACUACGGAACACAGUAUUCGGAUAUGUUGCCAAAGAUCAAAAAAAGAAAGUGGAAGCGAAAUCUGAUAGAAUCAUAGCGGCUGAAGUGGCAGUUUGCGAUGAUAAACUUCUACCACGAGGAAGGAUACACACAUUUACCCGAGCAAAACGGAUUGUUGCAUAUGCCCUUCGUUUUAUUCGAUCAGCAGUGACGAAGAUUAAUAGGAAGGGUGGAUACAAAAUCGCGAUGCCAGAAUCCGCAGCAAAGUUCAUAAUAAAAAAACAUCAAAGACUCAAUGCCACCAGUGACAUCAGAAAGGCGCUGAAAGACCUCAAUAUUCAGAAGGAUAAGGAAGGAAUAUAUCGCUGUUACGGAUGCCUGGGCAAGGCACAAUUAGAAUUCUCGAAGACCCCAUCUUUAUAUUACAAAAAACCACACUAG
Messenger RNA from Cooperia oncophora, 831 nucleotides. NCBI's taxonomy places the organism in Eukaryota, Metazoa, Nematoda, Chromadorea, Rhabditida, Trichostrongylidae. The record is from the annotation of a GenBank genome assembly.